Molecule: messenger RNA, 564 nt
Organism: Trichomonas vaginalis G3
Lineage: Eukaryota; Parabasalia; Trichomonadida; Trichomonadidae
Exons: 1
Coding region: 1-564 (187 amino acids)
Source: RefSeq, a predicted model, not a curated record
AUGUAUAGUAAAUGCUCAAUGGUUAUUAGCGAUGAUUUCAUGAAUGCAUCGGUAAGUUCGGCUACUUCGAACGGUGCAUCGGAAAUUGCUUUGUUUGAUGAGAAUCAUCUGACAAAAUUAUCUCAUAAACAAAAAAGGCGCGAAGAUGAAGUUAGAGACUUAUUAAACAGAAGAUCCCCGUCCAAGUAUUCUCCUGGGAAGUCAAAUUCUACAAAACUUUUAUCAAGUAAAGAUGCUAAAAUACGUUAUCUUCAAAAUCAAAUAGAAGAAGUUCGUCAAGAAAUAAAUAGAAUUAAAAUGGAAGGCGAAAGUCAAAUUAAAGAGUAUAAUCAAACUUUAAAGCAAGAACAAGAUGAUUUCGAAAUAGAGGUUAAAAAAUUCCGUGAAGAAGGCGCCACAAUAGAUGCAAAAUAUGUUAAACUAAUAGAAGAACUAGAAAAGCGAUUUGAAAGUUGUAGAAAACCGCUUACUGAAGUUCCUCCUCAAAUUUCACAAGAUUCAAACAAAUCAAAUGCUACUGUAGAAGAAAUCGCCUCUUCAAGUGAUACAGAGCACCAAGUUUAG